This is a messenger RNA of Hymenoscyphus albidus, 2987 nucleotides long. NCBI's taxonomy places the organism in Eukaryota, Fungi, Ascomycota, Leotiomycetes, Helotiales, Helotiaceae. The record is from the annotation of a GenBank genome assembly.
AUGACCACGGCCGAUGAUGACGAGAGGCUAGCGGUGACAGCUGUACAGCAAGAAUCGCCGACCUCACGUUUCACAGCCGUGAAUGGAAAGGACCAACUCCCGCAAAAUGGGCCGGGCAACGUAAAUGGGCCCCCUUCACGAAGGAACUCGGAUGAGAGAGCAAAUGGCCAACCAAGAAUUGUGCCUCCGGGACAGGAAAAGCUAAAGAUUUCGACAUCAACUCAAAGGGAGGAUUGGGGUGCUGCCAAUGGAGACCGAAACCCUUAUCACCAAGCACUAUCUCACCCAAAUACCCCUUACCCAGAUACUGACGGAUCUCACAAGCGAAAGAGAUCUGAUUCAAUUGGCCAGAACGCGUCGGCAAAUACAUAUCCCCACACACAUUCAUCAUCCACAAAACAAACCCCAACGACAGCUACAACCACUACUACUGACGGCGACACACCCCGGGACCAAAACAUGCCACCUCCUUCAGGGCAUCCACAUUCGUAUGGCUCGGAAAGCCAUUACCACGACAACGACGAGGUUCCUGAUAGUGCCAUCUCCAUGCUGGAAAACGCACCACCCAGCGCUGUUUAUGGAGGCGAGCCGUGGCACAGUCGAUAUCAACAUGGUCACAUGAGCGAUGAGCGCCUUUCUGCGGCAUUACGACGAGAAACGCAGAGCAUUGAUGCCCGGCAACGUGAAUAUGAAGAUGGAAGCCCUGACGACGAUCGAUCUGCAAACCCAUAUGAUAGCUACGGUAAUGAUAGAAGAGAAAUGUCGGUACAGUCGGACCCCAAGAAGAGAAAGCGCAAUUUCAGCAACCGAACCAAGACAGGAUGCAUGACUUGUAGACGACGGAAGAAGAAAUGCGAUGAAACCAAGCCAGAGUGUAAGUAUUCACUCUCCCGCAUCCAAAAAUAAACAUGCACAUACUGACCAACCAAUAAGGCACCAAUUGUCUCCGAGGGGGGUUUGUUUGUUCUGGAUACCAACAACGAGGCCCAUGGCAGAAAACCGAGCAGAAGCAGGCGCUUAUAGCACUGCAGUCAAAAACGGAAUAUGAAGGCCCAGCCUACCAAUCAUCGCCUUACGGUUUGGGACCGCCGCCGCGUAGGGAACCGUUGCCAGGUUAUCGAGGUCAAGGCCUUCGUGUCGACCCACAACACGGCCGCCCCAUUGAUGUUGAUGACGACCAGCCCAGUACUUCAACGCUACCCAGCGUUUCUGUUACAAGUCCUGACAAUAAUCGAGUUCCAACCAUAUCAUACUCUGGACAAACAGCAACGCCCAUCACAGCUUCAAGUAGUAGCCACCCGGAUCGAUUAUUUAAGAAACCUUACGAGACACGGCCGGGACCUCUUCACGACCUUUCGAGACAAGAGACGCGACAAGAAGAGACCCUCACACCCCAAUCAGCAUCCUCGAACAUAACUCAAAUCAUACAUCCACAAAUGAGUUCAGAAAGCCCUCACACCAAUCCCCAGGUGGCAGCUCAACUAGCACUGGCAAACCUGGGCUCUACCACUCGACAACCUACCGCGAAGGAAUUGAUGCUGGCUGGCCGCCACUACUUUUCAUUUGACAAGGAGCUUGUUCUUGAACGUGAGCGAUGCAAUGGAUCAUGUUGGCGUUUCAACGGAAGCACCAAUCCCAACAAUGGUGUCUCACCAGAAGAACGUGCCCGUCUCUUCCGAGAUAUCUUACAACCUAAAGAAAUCUCCUCCCCAACUGGUACAUCAGUUGUGAAUCCAGCAGGUCGAGUUGGUGAUAAUGUGGUUGUGGAAGCACCAUUCAAUUGUGACUAUGGUUAUAAUAUUACCAUUGGUCAAGAUGUGGCCAUUGGCAAGAAUUGCACCAUUCUCGACACCUGUCAAGUCACCAUCGGCGAUAGAUGUAACAUCGGACCCAACGUCAACAUCUACACUACCACACUUCCCAUCGAUCCAAGAAAGAGAAUGGGCUCCCGAGGUCUCAGCCUAGGAAAGAAGGUCACCAUUGCGAACGAUUGCUGGAUCGGAGGCGGGGUGAUUAUCCUUCCGGGUAUCCUAAUUGGCGAAGGUAGUACGGUGGGAGCUGGAUCCGUGGUGACAAGGGUAAGUUGAUCAACUCUAAUUUAACUCUUAUUUUCAGCCGCACCAACAACUCCACCAACAUGAUCCUUCGAGAUGCUAACUCAGCUCCUCGCCUAGGAUGUUCCGAAAUAUACGGUUGUUUGCGGCAAUCCUGCGAGGGUCUCUCGAGGCAUCGGCACGUAAUGGAAGGAUGUACCAUCGUCUCAACUAUUUUUGACAGCCAUUUUUUGGUGUUGUGUUGUGCUUUUCAUGUUUGCGUUUCCUUGUGGACAUCGACGACCCUGCCGACGAGUCUCCUUUUUUAUACCCCUUGGGCUUUUGAUAUGUUAUAUCUGUUUAUUCUCGGUUGGUGUGUUGGUGUAUGGGAAGUGUGCACAAAUACGUUACUUAACGAUGAGGAGACCUUUUUCUUUUCUCUUCUUGUCCGGGAAGGAAGGGUCUUCCGGCUUCGUCUCUUCUUGUUUUUCUUUCUUGCACUAGUAUCCUUCUUUUUUUUUUGUUUAUACUUUUUCUCUUUCUUCAUUCUUUUUUUUUCCUUCUCUUUUUUCAUUUUCGAAUGGAGGAAAAGGAAAUGUGUGUAUAGGUAGAUAUCAUGUAUCAUGGGUAUGCAUGACAGGGAGGAAUGGAUGGAUGGAUGGGUGGAUGGCAUGGCAUGGCAUGGACGGACGGGAUGAAAGAGUAGCGAUAGGAACAGGGCAGGACAGGAAUAGGAAUAGGGAUGGGGAUAGGACAGGGAUAUGAACAGGACUGGUGGACAUGGUAUGGAUGGAUAUUGGAUAUGGAGUUUACUAGUAGCUGGUUGCUAGUAGAACAGUACAUUAUAUAAAAGGCAUGUAAAGGAGGGAGGGAUAGCUACCUAGAUAUGGAUGGAUGGAUUCAUGGGGAGAGGGAUGAAUAAGAAGUAAUCAUGAUUAUAUUAUAUUAUACCCA